Molecule: messenger RNA, 1230 nt
Organism: Trichoderma harzianum CBS 226.95
Lineage: Eukaryota; Fungi; Ascomycota; Sordariomycetes; Hypocreales; Hypocreaceae
Exons: 1
Coding region: 1-1230 (409 amino acids)
Biological process (GO): GPI anchor biosynthetic process
Cellular component (GO): Golgi membrane
Molecular function (GO): glycosyltransferase activity
Source: RefSeq, a predicted model, not a curated record
AUGUCCGUCUCUCGCAUUAACGCAGCAUUCUGCGUCCUUUGGAUUCUCCUCUUCAUAUUUUCCGCAAUUUUCUCAUACGAUGACCCGUCAUCCAUCUUUUUCAAUGCCGAUAGAGCCUACGAACAGCGCUUUUCCAGUGUGAGAGCGGCUGAGGCGGACGCAUACAUUCGCAAUCUACCCGCGAGAGUCAUACCGAUCAAACCUGUCGACAAGCUGCUCUGCAUCGGCAUUCCCAGCAUUAAUCGCACGACCGAGUCGUUCCUUUCCUCCACGAUUGCUACAUUGUCCGAUACGCUCACGCCAGAAGAGCGUGCGUCUAUCCGUAUCGUGGUGUUACUGGCCGAUAAAUCGCCCUCGGAGCACUUUGCCUAUGGACAGAAUUGGCUCGAGCCGCUUGUUGACGAGGUUCUCCUCUAUGGCGAGCCGCCUCAAGGAAGCACCAAGUAUCGCCGUAUACCGCUCGAUCUGAAAGAGGGGAAUAUUCGUGGUGAUGGCCGGGUUGAGAACAUGAGACUUGACCACUCAGCGCUAGUCGAAGCGUGCAGAGAGCAAGAAUACCCAUACUUUGCGCUGGUGGAAGACGACAUUGUUACCACUAGGGACUGGUUUCCUCGAUUCAUAAAAGGGCUGACAUACGUCGAGCAAAAGACCAAAGAGACUACGAGAGAAUGGAUAUACCUGCGAUUGUUUUACUCGGAAAUAUUAAUGGGAUGGAACAAUGAGGAAUGGUUAGGCUAUUCCAAAAUCAUCUGCCUGGUAUACACCGCCGUGCUGGCUGCGUUUCUGGUUGGGCGGAAAUACGUACGCGUCGGCGCUUCGAGCGGCGUUUCACCGCACGCGCAGCGUUACCUUGCGGCGCUCGUCUUUGGUCUUUGGUUGCCGGCUCUUAUUGCUCUGUACUUCCUUUCUGGUCGUCUAUUCACCGGCAGAUUGAGCCCCUUCAGCUUGAGCACAUUGCAUGGAGCACGCGAGAUGCCACACUACGGGUGCUGUGCUCAGGGACUUGUCCUUCCCCAGCGACACCUGGAGGGUUUCCAAGCCCUGCUUAGAGAUCCGCCAUACGACUUCCCGGGAGACAUGAUAUUGGAAGACUAUGCAGAAGCUCGUGGCCUUGUCAAGUGGGCGCUGGAGCCAAGUGUGUUCCAGCAUGUUGGGUUCAAGGAAUCUUCCGAUGGAACCCGUAGGGCUGAAGUUUGGAACUUUGGAUUUGAAAGGCAAUAUAGGAUCUAA